CAGCUGCUGCCAGUAGUCCACAGGUACGCAACGCGUUCGGGCCACUGGCUGUCUGUGCAUGUGCGCGAGCGCGAUAGUGAGUGUACCUAUAUAUUUUAUUUUAUUAUUAUUAUUAUAUUAUUAUUAUUAUUAAUAUUAUUAUUAUUAUUGAUAUUAUUGUUAUAAUAAUAUUAUAAUUACACAACGUCGUAUUCGUUUGUCGUUGACGAUGUUAAGUCACUCGCAAAUAUUACGCGAUUUGGACAGGUCACAGGUAUAACUGUUUUGCGCUCGCACUAUAGUGGAAAACGCAUCGUUACAGUUAUCGUAAUAAUAUCAUAAUAUUAUUAUCAAACCGCUAUCACCGCUAGACGUGACCCGCGAUUUUGGCACAUAAAUUCUUCGGCAUAUAGACCGUGGUCCAAAGCGAGCAAGCCGCUAGGUAAGCAGCGUUACUUCGGCAAUCGGCAAUCGCUACGAACGUGGGGACGAUCGCAUUAUAUAAAACUUAACUAUCGAAAAAAUCGGAGGAGUUUCUUCGGGAGAAGACUGCGCGUAAACAGGAGAACCUUCAGCAGGGAACCGACGGCGGCGGCGACAACGCGUUCUCGAGGCAUCCCCCGUCACGUCAUAUAUGGUAUACGUUUGGAAUGAGUUACUAAUUUGGGAAAUGCAAAAUAUGUAUAAAUAUUCAUUAUAAAAAAUACAGAUACGAACCAUGGUCAAACAGUGUUUGAAAAAAAUUUUGAAAAAAUUUAAUAUGCCCGGACAACUCUCUGUGUGGCCCGUAUGCCUUUUCAGUGUCAAUAAACCAGAAAUUGGACGCAUCAAGAGUUCUCAUACUUCCUCAAAAAGGUGUAAUGAAGCGCGGCGUAUGUCCGAAGGUGGUCUCGUCAUGUCUUCAUGCGCGGCUGCCAACUUCAACAACAACAACACCACAAACAACAACAACAACAGCAGCAGCCACAACGGCGUCGGCAGGACGACGACGUCCACCGUGCCCAGGCGCAAGUUCAGCUUCCCGGCGGUGUUGCAGUCGCACAGCCUGCAAUCCGAACUGGGCGGCGUCGACUUCGGCGGCGGGCCGUCGCUCACCGUGGCCACGGCCCGCCGGCGGUUCAGCAACGUCAGCGACGUCGUGUCCCGGAAACUGUCGCACACCAUCGGCUGGCGGACGGCCGUGCCGACGGAACAGAUCGCGCGACACGGCAAGGCGCUGUGCGUGCAGUACAUCCGGUGGAAGCUGAAGCGGGCCGGCGCGUACACGAAAAAGUGCGCCGGAGCGUUGCGCACGGCCAGCGCGGCCGCCAGCCCGGCGGCUUCGGUGGACGGCAGUGGCGGCGCCGCCGGCGGAAGUGGCGGCGGCUACUUCAUACCGCCGCUACAGGCGAUGGCGGCGGCCGGGGGGGCCGACCACAACGACGGCGUGCGCCGCGACGUGUUCCCCGCCGUGCUCCGGGUCGGACUCCAGUUGGAGCGGCUCGACCCGAAACUGUACGCGGCCGGAGCGGUAGCCGCCGAGACCGCGGCCGCUACAGCCGCGUCCACGGCCGGCGCUGCGGGCAACCCGUCGGCGACCGCGCCGACCGCCGACUCGGCCGUGUCGCCUCAGCGCCUGUUCCAGCGGCACCACCGGCCCUCGUACAGGAGAAACGUGGCCACCGCUUCGGUCGUCCUGGUGUCCGUGUCCCGGGAACUGUUCCGGGCCGGCGCCCAGGUCACGUGGGCCAAAGUCGUGUCGCUCAUGUGCGUGGCCGCCGGGCUGGCGGUCGACUGCGCGCGCCGCGGCCGUGCCGAUCAACUGCCCGACCUGAUCGAAGCCGUCGGCGAAGUGAUCGAGGACGAUCUGGCCGCUUGGAUACACUACAACGGCGGAUGGAUGGGGCUCCAGUCGUACUGCAAACCAGUGGUCAUCAACGUCGAAAAUCCUGUGUCCACUCAAAUCCUGUAUCUAGUGUCAUUGCUCAUAGUUGUCAUAUUUUUUUUAUUGUUGUUGAGGUGGUUCGACUUCAUCUCUGUUUUCCGAUGAACCGUCUGCAGCAGAAGACGUCCAACAAUAUUAUACAAACAUAAUAUAUAUAUAUAUAUAUAAAUAUAUUUUAUUACUACAAUAUACAUUAUAUAUAAGUAGGUGUAUCUGCCUAUUAUAUACAGUUUUAGAAAUAUAUCAUCCGAUAUUUUAUGCGCAUAUAAUAUAUUUAUAUAUAUAUAGGUAUAAAAUGUAUCUACUAUAAAUGAUAAUAUGUGUGCAGUAAAAUGUUUAAACAAUAUAAAUAUAUAAUAUAGUAUUAAUAUUA
Messenger RNA from Rhopalosiphum padi (bird cherry-oat aphid), 2276 nucleotides. RefSeq lists its product as uncharacterized. The record is from RefSeq and is a predicted model, not a curated record. Gene Ontology annotation, molecular function: protein heterodimerization activity; protein homodimerization activity. NCBI's taxonomy places the organism in Eukaryota, Metazoa, Arthropoda, Insecta, Hemiptera, Aphididae. Gene Ontology annotation, biological process: extrinsic apoptotic signaling pathway in absence of ligand; intrinsic apoptotic signaling pathway in response to DNA damage; regulation of apoptotic process. The transcript has 5 exons. The coding region runs from base 698 to 2008 and encodes 436 amino acids. Gene Ontology annotation, cellular component: mitochondrial outer membrane.